Molecule: messenger RNA, 1708 nt
Organism: Sarcophilus harrisii (Tasmanian devil)
Lineage: Eukaryota; Metazoa; Chordata; Mammalia; Dasyuromorphia; Dasyuridae
Product: olfactory receptor 1K1
Exons: 1
Coding region: 606-1556 (316 amino acids)
Biological process (GO): G protein-coupled receptor signaling pathway
Cellular component (GO): membrane
Molecular function (GO): olfactory receptor activity; G protein-coupled receptor activity
Source: RefSeq, a predicted model, not a curated record
AAAACUUAAAACUUGUUUUAAUUUACUUUUCUCUUAUUAAUGAUUUGGAAUAAUUUUCAUAUGGUUAUAUCAAGAGUUUCUAUUUCAUGAAUUCAUGCGUUAUCAUGACUUAGAAUUAGUGGUGUUAAUAUCUUAUCCAUCUACUACUAAUACUUAUACUAAUUGAUAAUAAUAAUAAUAUCUAAGUUUCAUAGUGCCUCCUAUGUGCUAGAUACUGUACUAAAUGCUUUACAAUCAUUACCUCAUUCUAUCCUACCAACAACCUAGGGAGAUAAAUGUUAUGAUUAUCCCCAUUUUACAGCGGAGAAAACUGAGGCAAAUGGAAGUUAAGUGAUUUGCCCAAACUCACACAGAUAGUCACUAUGUGAGGGUCCAGGUCCAUCAUUCUAUCGCUCAGCUGCCUUACUAGACUGCAAACUUAGUGAGGGAAAGAGUCUGUAUAUUAACUUUGCCUCUUCCCUAGAUUAAAAAAAAAUGGGUUUUUUUCCCCAGAAUAGGUGCUUAAUAAGUAUUUGUUAAAUAAAUUUUUCAGAUGAGGAAACGGUGAGCCCAGUGGGAGAAAAUGACUUAACCCAGAUUCUCUUGAGAGGAGGACUAAGUUGACCAUGGAUGGGACCAACAAGUCCUCUGAAGGGGCCCCAUUUAUCCUCCUGGGCUUGUCCACAAACCCUGGGCAGCUCCGGCCUCUGUUUGCCCUGUUCCUGGUCCUCUACAUAGCAGGUAUGAUGGGGAAUGGCCUCAUUGUGGCAGCCAUCCGCGCCAGUCCGGCCCUCAAUGCCCCUAUGUAUUUCCUGCUGGCCCACCUCUCCUUUGCCGACCUCUGCUUCACUUCUGUUACCGUGCCCAAGAUGCUGGCCAACCUGAUUGCCCAUGACCGCUCCAUCUCACGGGCAGGCUGCCUAACUCAGAUGUAUUUCUUCUUUGCCUUGGGUGUGACUGACAGCUGCCUCCUGGCUGCCAUGGCCUAUGAUCGCUACGUGGCUAUCCGGCAUCCACUGCACUACACAGUCCGAAUGUCACGGGCUGUGUGCACAGGACUUGUCACAACGGCCUGGGUCGUCUCUCAUUCACACUCCUUGCUGCACAUUCUGCUCAUGGCCCGCCUGUCCUUCUGCGCCUCCCACAGUGUCCCUCAUUUCUUCUGUGACCACCAGCCCCUGCUGCGGCUCGCUUGUUCAGACACUCGUCAUAUCCAGCUGCUCAUCUUCACCGAGGGGGCCGCUGUGGUGGUCACACCCUUCCUGCUCAUCUUGGCUUCCUAUGGCGCCAUUGCCGUUGCUGUGUUACGCCUGCCCUCUGUGUCUGGGCGGCUCCGGGCUGUGUCCACCUGUGGCUCCCACCUGGCAGUGGUGAGUCUCUUCUAUGGCACCAUCAUUGCAGUCUACUUCCAGCCAACGACACGAUAUGAGGCUGAGAGAGGGCGUGUGGCCACCGUCAUGUAUACCGUAAUAACCCCCAUGCUCAACCCAGUCAUUUAUAGCCUCAGGAACCGAGAUGUUCAAGGGGCACUCCGAGCUCUCUUUACUGGACGUAGGAUCUCAACAGAGCCUACCUAAAGCCUGGGCUGGCUUCAGAGAUGGCCAAUAGCCAGUUUGAUCCCACAGGGUACUAGAGUUGGAAGAGAUUAUCUAUUUCAACACCCUCUUGUUACAGAUCAGGAAAAAUGAAGUCCAGAAAGGGGUAACAAUGACACAGCUGAUGAGUGGCA